Molecule: messenger RNA, 1053 nt
Organism: Penicillium brasilianum
Lineage: Eukaryota; Fungi; Ascomycota; Eurotiomycetes; Eurotiales; Aspergillaceae
Source: the annotation of a GenBank genome assembly
GCGUUGUUUACUGCGGGGAAGAAAGUUUCUGCUGAUCUUAGGUUACGGGCAAUCGCCAGGAUAUAUCUCUCCCCUCUGUGAAGUUCACACCCAUUUCUACACUUACAUAUCUCGACCUAUCCCACAAAGAGCCUCGCAUCUAAGCACAUCCCCCCUCAUAUAUACUCCACUCCAACCCUCGUCUUCGCAAUACCGUCCCCAACCGGACUCUUCACCAAACAACCCCGCAAAAAUGGACAUCACCAGCCCGGAAUUCCAAACCCUCUACGCAUCCAUGACCACCUUCGUCAACACCUGCAUGUCGGGCCACGACCCCUCCCACAACCCCGCCCACGUCCACCGCGUCGCAAACCUCGCAAACACAAUCCUAGAAGCCGAGGCCACCGCCCUCCCCACCCGACCCCUCGACCCAGCAGUCGUCAAACUAGCCGCUCUGCUCCACGACAUCGGCGACAGGAAGUAUCUCCCCACACUUGCAUCUGCGAGCAACGAGUCCAAAUCCGGGGCACCCACCAGCGAGCAGGUCGACGUCGAUCCUAAAACGAUGGUCCAAAUAGCCCUGCUCAACCACGGGGCUCCCGCGGAACUAGCUGCGAAAGUCCAAAUGGUGGUCUCCCACGUCUCCUACACGACCGAGUGUAAAGACCCCGCGUUGAUCCGUCGGCUUAUCGACGAGGACGGGUACCCGGAGCUAGCAAUCGUGCAGGAUGCGGAUCGACUAGAUGCCAUCGGGGCGGUUGGGAUCGGGCGGACGUUUACGUUUCUCGGGGCCCAGGGCAAGAAAUUUGCGGGGGAGAAUGGGUGGGAGAUGGGGAAUUGUAUAGAGCAUUUUGUGGAGAAGUUGGAGAGGUUAGAGGGGAUGAUGAAGACGGAGACUGGCAAGGGAAUGGCGAGGGUGAGGACGGAGAGAUUGAAGGUUUUUAGGGGGUGGUGGGAGGAGGAGAUGGAGGUUGCGACUGCUGGCGCUGUAUAGGAAGGGGCUUAUAGUAGAGCUACCGUGUAGAGGUGCCAACUUAUAGAUGAUGCAAUUUACGAAUUUAAAAGGUGCGGGGC